AUGGCGGCUACUCAGGGGCGAGAAGCGAAUAACGAUGCCGGUUACAGCAAGUACAGUGACAGCGAUUUCGCUGCGCAUUUGUUGUCAUUGGAGUAUCGUAGAAGAGCUGAUUUGAAUAAUCGCAGAGUGGAAGAGCGACCGCUAAUUCCAAUCACAAUAGAUGAGGGUGACCAAACACGUGGCAUUAUUUCGGAUUGGGGUACAUCUACACCAAUGAAAGUCCAAGGUAUUGGAACUAACUUGCCAUCAUGUGAUGUGUCGCUAAUUGAGAAGGAACAACAAGCAGAGCUUGAUGUGCAGCCAGAACAAGAAACGUCAAUUGGUCAGGAAGCAAGUACAUCUCACCAUGAAAGUAGAUUGAAUACAUCUAUGUUUUCUGAUGAUGAGUUGUCUUCAGAGGAUGGUGGUGAUGACAGGGAUAUUAGUUUUCAUGACCAAACAAUGACAAUAAUUGUAGAAAUGAAUGCUGAUCAUGAUGACAUCUUGGAAAGGGAUGAUGAUGCAAAGUAUGAAUAUGUCAUUUUGUACACAAUUGGCGUCUUUAAAAUUGAAAGUACCCCAAAAAUGGCAGAUAUUUGUCAUGAUGAGAAAGACUAA
Messenger RNA from Dendronephthya gigantea, 597 nucleotides. RefSeq lists its product as uncharacterized. Bases 1 to 597 code for a protein of 198 amino acids. The record is from RefSeq and is a predicted model, not a curated record. The transcript has 7 exons. NCBI's taxonomy places the organism in Eukaryota, Metazoa, Cnidaria, Anthozoa, Malacalcyonacea, Nephtheidae.